This is a messenger RNA of Gadus chalcogrammus (walleye pollock), 3633 nucleotides long. Its product is annotated as transmembrane protein 238-like. Bases 200 to 727 code for a protein of 175 amino acids. The transcript has 2 exons. Lineage: Eukaryota; Metazoa; Chordata; Actinopteri; Gadiformes; Gadidae. The record is from RefSeq and is a predicted model, not a curated record.
AACAGCACAGAGCCAACUUUAGUACCAUCUGCAAAGUACCUGGACCUCUCCUGGGAGCAGAGCGCAUGUGACAAAAAGCUUUGUUUAUCUUAAAGACGUCACAGGGCGUCUCCACACAGGUGCGUGUCAGCUGAGCGGAGGGUGACAAUGGUUAAGCAGCAUCUCCCGUUAUGAAGGUCUAGUCUCUGGUGUUCUAAACAUGAUGAAGUUCAAGAUAGGCGAGUGCAUCUCGCUGUUCGUAAUCGCUCUCGUGUUUGACGUCGUCGGGUUUGUCCUUCUCCUCUUGGGCAUCUUCGGGAAUCUGCGCAUCAGCGGCCAAUUUUACGGCGACUUCUUGAUCUACACGGGCUCGAUCGUGAUCUUCAUCAGCAUCGCCUUCUGGCUCUGCUGGUACGUCGGCAACAUCAAGCUGGCCGAGGAGGACCUGGACUACGACGAAGGCGCCAACAGCUUCUCGAGGCUGGUCCGAAAGCUGUCGGAGAAGUUGAACCCCACGCUCAAACGUGACCCGCCCGCCAAGUUCCUCGAGGAUGGGGCAGACAACGGAGAGGAGAGCUUACCCCCUCGCAAGGCGUCCCGCGUGACGUGGGGCAAGUCGUCCGCUUACCAGAACGAAGGUUAUGACGCCUCGCUGGACUCGGAGUCCCCCGCGGAGGAGAAGGGGUCCGACACCGGGCUGUCAGACGAGACCAGCACCGCCACCACCACCACUACGGAUGACCCCUAGGCUCAUGAUGUCACACCCAUCCCCUGGAAGCCAACCCCUCUUCUUUGGCGGCUCAUGAGGUCUUGAGUUCUGAACCCUUUACGCUUUUUGUAGGGGGGAAAUGCGAGGACAUUCCAUCCAGAAAAUAAUAAUAGCCUAUAUAUUCUUUCUUUCACCAAAUGCUGCUUAUUUAUGUUUAUUAUUUAAAUAUUGAUUGUCUGUGUGUAGAGGGAGGUUGGACUGAUGUGUUCAUUGUUAUAUAAUGGCGGUGAAUCUGAGUGUGUGCAUGCGUGUGUGUAGCUAUGGGCGUGGAAAGGAAUAGUUAUACUAGGUCCAUGUUUGUUGUUUGAUUUGCUGCAGAGCAACAAGUUCACCGGUCCGACUGGUUUGUGUGUGUGUGUGUGUGUGUGUGUGUGUGUCCCCAGAAAACCUGACAAAAUGACACAGUCCACUAGAACCCUAGCUAUGGUUCUCAACCUAUGUGUACAUAUUUAAUUAAGAACCUGUUCCCUUUUUAUUUAAUGCAGCUCAACAAAAACACUCCCAAGCCUUACAGGAAAUUCUGUUAUUUACAAGAAAUCAACUUGCCUUGUGUAGAAAUCCGGUCUGAUAGAUUCACUGUAAAGCAGCACAUUAGUGGCUGGGUAUUCUGUGUCAUAUUGGAUGUUUCUAGAGCAAUUAGAAACCACUAGACAUUUCAAUUAGACAAUGACUGAAAUCCUCAUUACUGAGGAAGUACUACUUUUUCAUUUAACUGUAGGGUUGAUUACAAAUCUGAUAAUAUAAUAUAACUAAAUUUAGCGUUAUGGGCGAGGGAGAGAGAGACAUUCAGUUGGUUUAUUGACGGCAGAGAGGGAUAGACUUCCGACAGAGGGAUAUCUGAUUAUUUUACAUGUUUCGGUUAUUGCUUUUGUCAAAUAAUUUGUGAAAAAUCCAUAUUCAUGCUCCUUGAUGUUCUUGUUGUUCUUGUCAUGUUCUUAUACUUAAGCUCAGGCAUACCCAGCUCAUAGGAAGAGAGAGCCCGGACAUUGGUAGAUCAGGAGGACACUACAAAUCCUGACUCUCUCAGCCUAGAUGACAUGCAUGUUCUAUUAUCAGAUAUUGCAUCAACCAUACUACCAUAAUGUCUAAUAGAGUACAUGUAUUGUAUCAUCCAAAGUGCCUUGUCUUAUCUUAUCUGCCCUGAUGGCUCACAUGAGCUCAGCUGUAACCAACCCUAGCAGGUAUGUAGGUAGCAGAUUCUAUUUAAGUGUGUGGCACGGAAUGCUCGUUUCAUGCCCAUUCCGCCCAAUUACAGUUCAAAUGCCACCUGAUUGGCCUGACAAAACUGGUAGGGUCCACAUCCAUGCUCUCCUGUUCACCAAAGGUGUCAUAGGACAGACUGGAUACCAAGCUAGUUCUAUGCCAUCUUGGUCAUCAUGACGUCUCGAAUCUCUUGUUUGUUUUAUCUUCUCUCUUAAGGACAACUUUGUUAUUACAGCGUGAGUGUCUGUAUGUGGUGUCAAGGUGUCACUUGAUCUCUGAUCAAGGGUUUCUAUUCAGGGAAGACUUAGAACCAGUCAAUCAGCCCUAUGGAGGAAUCUGGAUGGACUGCGUCAAGUCGCAGUCACCGGCCCUUUUGUUAGUCAAAUGCCAUGAGACAGGUCGUCCUGCAAAUGAUGCUAUGUAAGAAAUGUAAAAGGCGUGCUGUAGGGGAAGUGGGUGGUGGGUAACAAAAAAGCCAUUUAUCUGACGAAGCUCUCCUCGGACACCUCAGAACAUCCUACCGUCCCGUGCAGAGAGCACAUCCCUACCCGCCCCGCGAUGGACUGUUGUCGUAAAAAGAACCCUAACGAGCGCUGCGCCCUGUUCCUGGUGCUAGCGUUGAUCUUAGACCUGGUCGGCCUCGGCCUCCUACUGGCUGGGAUCUUUGCACCCAUCAGCUUUUGGGACUUCUUCAUCCUGUCAGGGCCGCUCCUCAUCUUCUUCAGCCUGAUCUUCUGGAUCUUCUGGUAUAUGGGGGGCCUCACAGUGCCUUACGAAGAUCUCCUGCCAAAGUGACCGGAUAUGGAAGGGAUCUGGAGAUCUUGUGUCUGCGGCGGACUGCUCAGAGGUCCAUGGCUUCGGGUCCCGUGGAGGUGGACUGGACCGCCUCCCACCUGUCUGUGGGAGACGGUUGGAGACUGGAGAUGCUGAUGUUCUGGGGCUCUGGAGGCUUUGGUUGUUCCCAUGAAGGAUGUACAGGAUGGGUGUCCGUCACAUGUGGACUGGACAGGAUGGGUUUAACAGGCAGGAGCACCGUUUUAAUAUUGGAAUUGGAACUUGACGACAACAUAACACCACGUUGGAUGUCGACAACGCAGACUCCCGGGACUUUACUUUGAAGUGGAAUAUUUCUGAUUUAAUUUAAGCACUUUAAUAGAUAAUGCCUUAUUUGUCUGUUUAUUGUCUGGUUUCUAGUUUUGUGUUUGGUGUAAGUAUGUUAUGUCACGCUGCAACUAAAGCAUUAAAAAAACACUGAAAAAUGUUGAAAGACUGGAAGAGCCUAUAGUCCUGUGUUUGUUUAUAGCGUUGCAUAUAGUGUAGCGUUGUGGCUUUAGGCCUACUGGAAACCAACCCAACAGGCUCCACUGGUUUGUAUCCACCUCAGAUCCUUCCUGUAGUUCCAACUGCUAAUUAUCAACCACCUCCUCAUCACAAAGGAAAGACUGCACCCAAAACCAUUUCAGCCAACUGGAAAUGUACAGCCAGCAUUAUGUCUAACCCUAUUACCAUCGAGCCAGGGCUGGCUCCAGCCUUCUAUCAUGUUGAACAUUUGGGCCUGUUCCAUCUCUGUCAGCCAGUCCGUCAGCCAGUGGGUAGUCAGUUAGUCUGUCCAGUCUGUUGUUCAGUCAGUCACUCUGUCGUAAGGCCAGCUAGUGUCUGAUUACAGUUCCACACCCAUCGCU